Messenger RNA from Suillus bovinus, 1068 nucleotides. Its product is annotated as kinase-like domain-containing protein. Gene Ontology annotation, biological process: protein phosphorylation. The record is from RefSeq and is a predicted model, not a curated record. Gene Ontology annotation, molecular function: ATP binding; protein kinase activity. The transcript has 7 exons. NCBI's taxonomy places the organism in Eukaryota, Fungi, Basidiomycota, Agaricomycetes, Boletales, Suillaceae. Bases 260 to 985 code for a protein of 241 amino acids.
UCAAUGAAAUGUAUUUGACCUUUGGGCAACAAUGUCUGUCAGUUGAAAGCGAGGCCCGUCCGGCGAUCGAGGAUGUUUUUUGCUUUUUUGUAGUCCAAAGCAUUGGAUGCCAGCUUGUCUUGGACUCGACGACCGUGCUCGUACAGCAAGCUGUUUCCCAUUACCAGGUCCCUCGUGGAUGCGUUGAUGUGAGUGUUAAAUAGGCGAUUCCUGUCACUUUUCCAACAGUGUCUAGGUCGCAGUCAAGGUGUCUAGGCCAAUGGGAGGGAUCGAGAUACCUAGAUUGACCAAUCGCUUUUUUCGGGAAAUCAAGAUAUCGUCGACACUCAAUCAUGAGAAUAUUGUACCUCUCUGGGGAGUUGCAUGUCAAUUCGGGGUUCUUCCCGCCCUGGUUUCGCCGUGGCUAAAGAAUGGCACCCUGACAGAAUAUCUGCAGAAUCGACACAAGGAACUUCCUCGUGGCCAACAGUAUGCACUGCUUAGGGAUGUAGCUCGCGGCCUUGAAUAUCUCCAUUCGCAGCUGAUUGUCCAUGGAGACUUGAGUGGCUUCAACGUCCUUGUCGAUGACGAUGGAAAAGCACGCAUCACCGAUUUUGGUUUAUCUGCUCUCGUUCCAGCGAGAAUAAGCCAAGCCUUAUUACCUACCGCUCCUGGAGGCACUCUGCACUGGAUAGCACCCGAAUACCUGAGGGCGGAUGCCAGCGACGUGCCAUCCAUGCUCUCUCAGGCAAGCGAUGUAUACUCUUUCGGAGGAAUCAUGCUUCAGGUACUGGAAGGAAAGAUCCCAUACCACUACAUCCCCCAUACUGCUGCUCUAGUUGGUCAAGUAUUACAAGGGAUCACGCCUCGAAGGCCGGUUGUACCCGUUAUCAUCGACGAGGACUGGGACUUUAUGCAGAAAUGCUGGUUACCACAUGCAGCGUCUCGGCCGUCUGCCACAGACAUUGUUACGAUUAUGGAAGCACGGGCUAUGAUUGUCGUGUAAAUAGGACGACCGUAUUCACUCUAUCGAUGUAGAUCAUAGUGAACUAACAACGAAUGAUAUCUUUCACGCUACAUCUAGCAUAA